This is a messenger RNA of Porites evermanni, 784 nucleotides long. NCBI's taxonomy places the organism in Eukaryota, Metazoa, Cnidaria, Anthozoa, Scleractinia, Poritidae. The record is from the annotation of a GenBank genome assembly.
AUGGAGGAAUUUUCACUUAUUAGCUUCUUGAGAAGAAGCCCAUCCCUUGUGAAGGUUGUAUUCCCCCGUGAGUCAGAUAAGGUCAUCCUUGCAGAAGAAGUUAAAGAGUUGAUGACCUUUGAAGACAGAAGGGACAGUGAGCAGAAUGAAAGAACUGCACGGUUUUAUGAAUUCUAUAUUGAUGAACUGGAAGCAGGAGUGAAAGGUUAGAUAGAUAUCAAAACAAUCUAUCAGAUAAUGUACUUUUACUACACGCAUCUCAACAUUAUCCUGAGACACAAAUACUUGCUUUUCUUCAAUUUGCUAUAACUAAGUACCGUUGCAAAAUUUAUUGCUUAGUACAGUAAUGAAUCCAAUUUUGAAAUUUAUUUGUUUCGUAGUUUUUCAGUUAUUAUAUGUUUCAGUUGGUUUUUAAAAUGAAAUAUACAAAAACCCGGCUGUAUUAAAUUACAUCUAUGCCAAACCCAAUCCAUUCCCCCUUAGCCCAUCUCAAACUUCAAACUGAAAAUAAGAAAUCCUUAGCAAAUGAACUUUCCCUCUUACUUUUCUUCAAGGUGGACCUCAGAUGGUGGAUCUGGUAAACUUUUGGACUGGUGCAAGUACACUCCCAACUGGAAAUGAUUCACUACUAGCUAAAUUUGAUGCUGGGUCAAGCACCUUGCCCCUAGCUGAAACUUGUUUCAGAACUAUUGUACUUCCAACAGAGCACUCAACUUACGAUGAAUUUAGAAAAAACAUGGACAUAGCUUUAAAGUUUGGAUCAAAAGGAUUCAGUUUUACAUGA